Messenger RNA from Pisolithus orientalis, 1371 nucleotides. RefSeq lists its product as uncharacterized. The transcript has 5 exons. The record is from RefSeq and is a predicted model, not a curated record. NCBI's taxonomy places the organism in Eukaryota, Fungi, Basidiomycota, Agaricomycetes, Boletales, Pisolithaceae. Bases 1 to 1371 code for a protein of 456 amino acids.
AUGCCUUCUCCUCACUUGGAAUCAGGCAUCCUCCCCAGUGCAAACUCACUCCCAACUCCUGCAUCACCUGAACACAUCCCAGCAAUUGGGAGGAUCCAAGUAAACAAGACCUUCUAUGAGGUGCUUGAUGUAUUAUUCUUGAGCACAGGCUUUCUAGGAAGGGGUACUGUUUGUUACCUUGCAUGCUACAAUGGGGAAUACUACAUCAUCAAGGAUUAUUGGGUGGAGGAGUCGGAGCAGAGGACAGCCCUGCACAAAGUCAACAUGAUGAAGCUGGUCCAGGACAUUGACAGAGUUCCCAAGUUGCAACACUACUGGGUCAUCGAGGUUGAGCCAGGCAUUGUCAAUGAAACUGAAUGGUAUUGUGAUGAGAAGUGGCGAUCAUGCAUGAAGUCUUGGAGAACUCAUGUGCGAUUGGCUAUGAAGCCAUGUGCAAGGCCAAUUGUAAUGUUCAAGACAAAAAAGGAACUCAUUUCAUGCAUCCAAGAUAUUUUACAAAUCCAACAGCAGGCACUCGAGAGGGGUGUCCUCCAUCAAGAUUGUAGGAUCAUCAAUACAAUGAUAAAGGACUUCACAAAUGGGUCACAUGGCUUUCUCCUUGACUGGGAAUUUGCUGUAUGGGUCACAUUACAGGGGGAAUAUGACUUGGGCAGCACAUAUGCAAAGGGGAAAGUCCCCUUCCUUUCAGUGAAUAUCCUCUGCCAACUCAAGGAAGCCAUCACUAAAAGUGGAAAGACUAAUGUCCCAUCGAUCAGGAAAAGCACCUCUCUCACCCACAUAUUCAUUGAUCACCCUACUACUAUACACCAUACAUUUGUGGAUGAUAUCAAAUCCCUGUUCUACAUUUUCAUCUGGAUCCUCAUCCUUUAUGAUGGGCCACUUGGCCAUGAGCAUCAAGAUAUCAGCCAUGAAAAGACACUUCUUGGCUUGUGGAGUGAAAAGGUGGCCAAAGAUCUCAAAAUUGCCAGAUGUGCCAAGUUCACAUUCCUUAAUGACCUGUCUGAGUUGAGGCUGGAUUCUGAGCUCUUGCAAUAUUUUCAAGAUCUAAUCCCUCUGGCUAAUGAGUGGUGCAUAUUGCUUGGGCAGUCCCUGCUGAGUGGAACUGCAGUGCAGUUCUCUGACAUUAUCUCCCUUUUUGAUUGUUUCUUGGCCAGCAUGCCAUAUGAGAAACCACUGGAGAUGAUGAAUGCAUUCCAGCAGAUCAUUGCCCAGCACAAAGCACUUAAUUCAAGCAUGUAUCCAAGUCAGGAGAAUGAUAUGGAUGUUAUGUCUUCAGCAAUUAUGUCUUCUAAAUGCCUUUGUGAAGAGUGUUUCAAUUCAUUUGCAAUGUCCACCCAAUCUGGAACAAUCCUGCCAAAAAAAGAAGGAUAG